AUGUUAUAUGAUUUUUUUUCUUCUGGUUUUGAGGUUUGGACCUGGUCUUCUAAUCCGUUGCUUCUUAAUUUGUCUAUUAUUAAAAUGUUGCAGAAAAUAGUUGCUUGGCGGCCUGAGGAUGAGUUUGAACUCAAGAGUAUCUUUAAGAGCAAAGGCUCAAAGCGCCUCUCAGAGAUUCUGAUGGAUGCAAGGAAGAAACAAGAACGUCCAUCUUGGAUGGGAGAGGGUGCUUGGAAAGGGCUCAAAAUUAAAUGGGAAACACCAGAGUAUAAGGUCAAAGCUGCCAGGAAUAAGAAAAAUCGGGCAUCUGCUAAGGGUGGAUCUGUCCAUACGGGUGGCUCCAUAUCCACAAAUGAGCACAUCAUACGAAUGCGUCGGGAAUUAGGUAGAGAGCCCACAUUAGAUGAAGUCUUCUUAAGGACUCAUACAAAAAAGAAGGACUCCUCAUGGGUGGACGAAAGAUCAAAGAAGACAUAUGAAACAUUUCAAGAGAAGCUAAAACACGCCUCUCAAGUAGGAGAGACAUCAAAUAGUGGCCCUAAGGAAGUUGAUUCUGCAACUCGACUAAAUUUUUGGGCUGAAGCUGCCGGUGGAAAGACUAGAGGGCGUCUCUAUGGUGCUGGUGACUUGUCUAAGCAUUACAAGCCAGGUGUUUCCUCGUUAAUAACCCAACAGUCACGUGUAUCUACAUGUAGCGGUCAAGUUUCUGCUGAGAUUGCUGCACAAAUGGCAACAAUUGAAGAGAGAGCAAAUGCUGCAGAGGAAGAUGCUCGAGUUGCACGAGAGGAAUGUCGCAAGGCAAAUAAACGCACACAAGAUUUGGAAAGACAAUUGAGGGAAUUAGCUGAAAGUGUUGCUUCUAUCAAAGGUGACAAACGUCGUCGUCGUCAUUCAGACUAUGAUGAUGACUCCGACAGUGAUGAUGACUCUAUUGGAAGCAUUUAA
Lathyrus sativus (Indian pea) is the source of this 945-nucleotide messenger RNA. The record is from the annotation of a GenBank genome assembly. Lineage: Eukaryota; Viridiplantae; Streptophyta; Magnoliopsida; Fabales; Fabaceae.